Naegleria fowleri is the source of this 1254-nucleotide messenger RNA. RefSeq lists its product as uncharacterized. The transcript has a single exon. Gene Ontology annotation, molecular function: protein binding. The coding region runs from base 1 to 1254 and encodes 417 amino acids. NCBI's taxonomy places the organism in Eukaryota, Heterolobosea, Eutetramitea, Acrasida, Naegleriidae. The record is from RefSeq and is a predicted model, not a curated record.
AUGGACCCAUCAACAGCCAGCAUGGGAGUUCAUCAGCAAUCACAACAAAGCAUUGAUCAUCACAGUAUGCAUCAUCAAGGAAAUAUGAACACCACUCAACCUGGAUCUGCUGCAUCACAAAUUGGAGGCGAUGAUUUUGGGGGCUACACAUUAUUAAAUUACGAAACACCAAAAAUUCCUCAUCUUCUUCAAACGGCACAACUCGAUGUGAAACCUAUCCUCUCACCAAAUAUAGGCAUUUUAGAGGGUCUUUCAAAACCAGCAACCAAUGCUCAAACUCUUUUGAAUACAUCAUCCACCUCAUUGCCAACCUUGUUUCUGUGCGGAACGGAGAAUCAAACACCGAAUGUCAUCAAUCCACAACAAGCCGUGCUUCCAAAAAAUUGUCUACUUUUUGGUAGAAUUGAUCCAUCGACCAAACAACCUCUCCCUCUCAAAUUACAAAAUAUUGAAGAACAUGUGAGAUAUAUUGAAUGGUUACCAAAAGAUCCGAGACGUAUUGUAGUGGCCAUGAAUGCAGAAUUGGGUAUUGUUGUUCUCAAUCCAGAAUUGGAUGAAAUUCAAGAAAUUGACACUUUUCCCAAAUUCCAUCAAGACACUAUUCGACAAUUUGCAAUUAAUCCUGUCAAUCAAUCUCUAGUCAUUAGUGGCGGAUUUGAUGAAAAAGUAUUUGUCACAGAUAUUAGCAAGCUUGUCGAUGACAUUCAGAGCAAUCAAAUGAAAUCAGAAAAUUCAGUCUAUUUGUGUCAAGAUGUUGUCUCGAGUGUGAGAUUUCACCCUUCGGAUUCCAACGUUGCGAGUGCCACUACCGAUCAAGGUGUCCUACAUGUAUUUGAUGUAAGAACAGGUAACACCUCGAAACCAGCAUUUGUUUAUGAUACUGGAAAAAUUGAAUUAUUCACUCACACCUAUUUGGAUGAUUUUACUGUUUGUUUAGGAUAUGGAGAUGGACAAAUUCAAGUACAUGACAUUAGAACUGGAAGAUCUUUAUUGAACAUUGUGGACAAGUGUUUGAGUGUAGUUGGAGAUUUCCAUUAUGAGCCCAAUAAGAGAUUGUUGAUAUCACUCGGAAUGCCAAAAUUUUCCUUGUAUCAAGUCACAGCAUCUUCAUUUGAAGUUCUUCAUGCUGCAGCAUCAUCUUUUGCGAAUACUACAAAUCCAGGUCCAACUGUGACUCAUGGAACCUAUAUUCCACAAACUUCUCAAUUUUUGACAACUGACAAUUAUGGAAUGAUUUCACUCUAUGAUUUGUAA